UAGUUCCUUGGAAAGAAAACAAUCUCUUACACAGAAAAUACUCCUUUUACUGGAAGAAAUGGGCGAGCGCAUUGAUGACCUUGAGAAGCAUGUUGCUGACCUGAUGACGGAGGCUGGGAUAGAAAACACCAAUAAAGAGUCAUGA
Messenger RNA from Leptosomus discolor (cuckoo roller), 145 nucleotides. NCBI's taxonomy places the organism in Eukaryota, Metazoa, Chordata, Aves, Leptosomiformes, Leptosomidae. The record is from RefSeq and is a predicted model, not a curated record.